Carlito syrichta (Philippine tarsier) is the source of this 4053-nucleotide messenger RNA. RefSeq names its product Rho GTPase activating protein 44 (gene ARHGAP44). Lineage: Eukaryota; Metazoa; Chordata; Mammalia; Primates; Tarsiidae. Gene Ontology annotation, biological process: neurotransmitter receptor transport, endosome to postsynaptic membrane; positive regulation of GTPase activity; modification of dendritic spine. The record is from RefSeq and is a predicted model, not a curated record. Gene Ontology annotation, molecular function: protein binding; GTPase activator activity. Bases 96 to 2414 code for a protein of 772 amino acids. Gene Ontology annotation, cellular component: intracellular anatomical structure; presynaptic active zone; postsynaptic density. The transcript is spliced from 22 exons.
GGGAGGCUCCGCGCGGGAGCCAUGUAACCCUGCGGCGGGCUCCGGGCUGCUCCGUCCUUCUCCAGCAAUUGGGCUAGCGCGGCAGCGGGGCCACGAUGAAGAAGCAGUUCAAUCGCAUGCGCCAGCUGGCCAACCAGACGGUGGGCAGGGCCGAAAAGACUGAAGUUCUGAGCGAAGACCUUCUUCAGGUGGAGAAGCGUCUGGAGCUGGUGAAGCAAGUGUCUCACAGCACGCACAAGAAACUCACCGCAUGUCUGCAGGGUCAGCAAGGGGCAGAGGCUGACAAGCGCUCUAAAAAGUUGCCUUUGACAACACUGGCUCAGUGUCUGAUGGAGGGGUCAGCUAUCCUGGGAGAUGACACACUUCUUGGGAAGAUGCUGAAACUCUGUGGAGAGACAGAAGACAAACUGGCCCAGGAGCUGAUACAUUUUGAAUUGCAAGUAGAGAGAGAUGUGAUUGAGCCUUUGUUUUUGCUGGCUGAGGUGGAAAUCCCAAAUAUUCAAAAGCAGAGGAAACACUUAGCCAAGCUGGUGCUGGACAUGGAUUCAUCACGAACCAGGUGGCAGCAGACUUCCAAGUCUUCAGGUUUGUCCAGCAGCUUACAGCCUGCGGGUGCCAAAGCUGAUGCCCUCAGGGAAGAAAUGGAGGAGGCUGCCAACAGAGUGGAGAUUUGCAGGGACCAGCUCUCAGCUGACAUGUACAGUUUUGUGGCCAAAGAAAUUGACUAUGCAAACUACUUUCAAACGCUAAUAGAAGUGCAAGCUGAAUACCACAGGAAGUCCCUGACCCUAUUGCAAGCUGUGUUGCCUCAGAUCAAAGCACAACAGGAGGCUUGGGUGGAGAAGCCUUCCUUCGGGAAGCCCCUAGAGGAGCAUCUCACCAUCAGCGGCCGGGAAAUUGCCUUCCCCAUCGAGGCGUGUGUGACUAUGCUGCUUGAAUGUGGGAUGCAAGAGGAGGGACUUUUCCGAGUAGCUCCCUCUGCCUCCAAGCUGAAGAAGCUGAAAGCUGCCCUGGACUGCUGCGUGGUAGAUGUGCAGGAAUACUCGGCAGACCCCCAUGCGAUUGCAGGAGCUUUGAAAUCUUACCUCCGAGAGUUGCCGGAACCUCUUAUGACCUUUGAACUCUAUGACGAGUGGAUUCAGGCUUCCAAUAUCCAGGAACAAGAUAAGAAACUUCAGGCUCUGUGGAAUGCUUGUGAAAAAUUGCCUAAGGCCAAUCACAACAACAUCAGAUACUUGAUCAAAUUUUUGUCCAAGCUGUCAGAAUAUCAAGAUGUAAACAAGAUGACUCCCAGUAACAUGGCAAUUGUUUUAGGACCCAACCUCCUAUGGCCACAGGCGGAAGGGAACAUUACGGAGAUGAUGACCACAGUUUCACUGCAGAUUGUUGGGAUCAUUGAACCCAUCAUCCAGCAUGCAGACUGGUUCUUCCCUGGGGAGAUAGAGUUCAACAUUACAGGCAAUUAUGGGAGUCCAGUGCACGUGAACCAUAAUGCCAACUACAGCUCAAUGCCCUCCCCAGACAUGGAUCCUGCUGACCGGCGCCAACCCGAGCAGGCCCGCCGGCCCCUCAGUGUUGCCACGGAUAACAUGAUGUUGGAAUUUUAUAAAAAGGAUGGCCUUAGGAAAAUCCAAAGCAUGGGCGUGAGGGUCAUGGACACAUCUUGGGUGGCUCGAAGAGGCUCCUCAGCCGGUCGGAAAGCAUCCUGUGCCCCACCCACCAUGCAGCCUCCCGCCCCGCCUGCCGAACUGGCUGCACCCCUGCCGUCGCCCCUGCUGGAGCAGCCCCUGGACAGCCCUGCCACCCCCGCGCUUUCUCCAUCCGGCCUGGGCCUCCAGCCUGGGCCGGAGCGGACCAGCAUGUCUAAAAGCAAGGAACUUUCUCCAGGGUCUGGGCAGAAAGGAAGUCCAGGCUCCAGCCAGGGGACAGCCUGCACGGGGACACAGCCAGGGGCACAAGCAGGGGCGCAGCCGGGCACCAGCCCCAGCCAGCCUCCGGCAGACCAGAGUCCUCACACCCUCCGGAAAGUUUCAAAGAAGCUGGCACCAAUUCCACCCAAGGUCCCCUUUGGCCAGCCGGGGGCUGUGGCUGACCAGUCCACGGGCCAGCCAUCCCCAGUCAGCUUGUCCCCCACCCCACCGAGCACCCCAUCGCCCUAUGGACUCAGCUACCCUCAAGGGUACUCCUUGGCCUCAGGCCAGCUUUCCCCGGCUGCAGCUCCCCCACUGGCCUCUCCUUCUGUCUUUACAAGCACUUUGACCAAAUCACGGCCCACUCCCAAGCCCCGACAGAGACCUACUCUGCCGCCUCCUCAGCCUCCCACAGUCAACCUCUCAGCCUCUAGUCCACAGUCCACGGAGCCCCCCAUGCUAGACGGCAUGUCCCCUGGGGAAAGCAUGUCUACAGCUGUGUGACAUGAGUGACGCAGUUUUGGAUACGUGUGAGGGGGAUUUUCAGGAUCUUGUCCACUUUGAUAUCCCCUCGAUCCACAUAGAGCUGGGGUCGACACUCCGCCUGAGUCCCCUGGAGCGUGUGCGGCGACACUCAGUGACUGACAAGAGGGACUCGGAGGAGGAGUCUGAGAGCACCGCCCUCUGACAUGGCACCCACUCAUCCCGACAUGCGUGUACAUACAUCCAUGGGCCCCAGAACACGCCGCCAGGAGCAGCGUCUGUGAACUUGCCAAGUGUUCUCCGUUGGCUUUCCUGUCACUGCCAACAUGAGGUUGGAGUUAAGCAGAAAAUUGUGAUCUCCGGUCCGUGUGGCAGUGCUGGUAGAGAUUUUUGUUCCUUUCAGGUGGUGACUUCAGCCUUUUGUUUGACCUUUGCCUUUUGACUUUGUGCCUAUUUUAAUUCACUUCCAGCCUCCAUGCCAAGCAACACCCACUUCUCUACCCAAGACUUCCAGAAAUGUCCUUUGCAGGGUGAGGGUGGUGUGAAAGAGGGUGGAGUUGCCUGGUUAGACCUGAGGGCUGCUACCUUUCCUCAGACAGCUAAUGUCAGGUCCUGCAAUAUAGCUUAAUUAAGGCUACAGAAAAGCAACAGGACAGCAGGAAUCAUUUCACAUACAAGUGGACUAGGUCUGGGCUUCUAGCAGUCCUGGGGCACUGCCCUUUGCCAGCCACUGGGGGGAGGGCUUGCCACUGUAAAACCUUUUAGGCUGCCCUUAAUCAGGGGGCUUCAAGGUAAAUGGCUUAAAAGUUAUUUCAUGCCCUAAUAGUUUUUUUUCCCCAUUGUGUGACUGAAAGCUCCUGUUACUCCCUAUCAUUUUAUACUUCUUUGAAUCUUAAGAGACCUUGUGGUGUACGCAGGAUGCAAAGGUAGCCCCCAUGACCUCUUUCCCCCCAAAACAUUAACUAUUGGAGAGUAAUUUUAUCCCUCCAGGCACCUGGAGGCACCCAGCUCACUAGUAUGUGGGGUCCUGGAGCCUGUCUCUUCUUUCUGGAGGUUACAGCUGAAUAGCAAUAAUUCUGUUACCCAAAGCAUGUAGAGGAAAGUGAAACCAGCCACGGAGAAACAUGCCCAUAUGCUCGGCCUGCAGUGUGGCCUGCUUUGCUCACCAGCGUCAACUGCUCAUCCCUUCUCAUGAAGUCCCAUCCAGUCAUGGGGACGAGGGCUGGGAGGGCACCAGGGAGCCUCCUCACACUUGAGGACUAAAGGAGUGAGAAAGAUUUGGGCCAUGCAUGCAAAGUCAAAGUUUAAAAUUUUAUCCUUUUAAAAUAGAUAUAAUAUACCUAUACAUGAUAUAAUAUUUGUAUAUAUGAAAUCUAUAUUUGUUUAAUUUGAGCCAUUCAGUCUAAACCAAUGUACAGGUGUACAAUGAAAAAUUUAAAUGCUUAGUUAUUUUUCCCAACACAGUGUAAAGUCACCCUUCUCUGAGAGUGGGAUUUUCAGACUUUUGAUGUUACAGCUUUGCUCACUUCUUGGCAAGGGCAGUUCAAUCCUCAAUUUGUAAUGGAGUCCGGGUGCGGGAGGGGGGUUGAAAGUUAUCUUUAAAUACAUGUAAAAAUUGUUGUCAAAAGUAAUGUUAUUAAAAUAGAUUUAUUAUCCCUGA